CCAGUCUGAACCGGGCCAGUUCGGUUUGUUUGGUUGUCGAAGAAGGUUCAAUCCUUCGAUGUCCUGUUAAAUUGCGUAGUUUAGCUGUCAACUUUGCCGUCGAUAACAUUUUGUGACUUUCAAUAUCAAGGAUGUUUGUUCUGGUGAGUUUCUUACCUUUUCUUUUGACAUAUUUUUUUUCUUUUAAUAUAGCGGUCUUUGAUAGAAAGCCGCAAGUGUUCGCAUGUCAUCGUAUUUGAUUCGUGUUUACACUGUACAGUCUGUACUUGCUGUAUUUGUUUGGCUCUUCAACAUAAGUAUUGAUCCAUAUAUUGUAUGCUUAUAUUCGUUCCAUCAUGAAGGCCAAGGCCACGAAAGACGCGUAGAAAGUUCCAAAUUGCUGGAGGAAUUUCAAGAAUUUACUGUUUUGCAACUUUUACAAAUCUUGUAUAGUACAAAGCAUUUUACAUGUAAAGCUUACCACAAAUAACAGAUUCUAUUUCGCUAUUUAAUGACCUUGUAAUUCUAGUUUGGCAGAUAACUUUUACUGUUAUUUUCUAACGUUUUUGCGAGAUCGACAUGUAGUGGGGUCACGAGACUUUCAAUGACGUUCAAUAUUUUAUCUUUGUAAACUAAUGUCGCGACCUGUUGCUUUGUUUUGCAAUAUUGUGCUUCAUAUAUAACAUUAAAACUUUAUAAAAUGUUUUAGAUACAGUAAAUGUAGAGAAGGAAGCUAAAACGUAUUAUUUGUACUUUGGUCUAGUCGAAGAAGGCAAGCAAGCAUGAAAGUAUAAAAAGCUUUUGUACCCAAAAGCACUUCAGGGGAAAUAUUGCGUUUUAAUAACUACAUAGUCCUAAAAUUGGCCAUGUGAAAUUUAACAACUUUCCAGUUUGUAUUUAUGCAUCAUCCCAAUGCAAGCAUGCCCAUCCACCCCCCCCCCCCCCCCCCCCCCCCCCCCCCCCAGGGCCUCCCCGGGGCAUUUUCUGUAAAGCAUGUCCCGGGGGUUGGGCAUUUGAACAAUACUUGAUAUAUUAACAGAGGGCACUCUCUCGAAACGUUGCAGAAAGUAUUCUCUUUAUUUUCAGGUAGUUUGAUAACCUACUCUUCUUAGCCAAACAGUCCAGCUGUCCCCAGGGUGGGGAUUUACUGAUUUUUUGCCAUUUUCAUGUGUUUUCCAUCCCCGCUCCUGGGAAUUUGCCACAUAUUUUCAAAAAUUGUCCAAAGCCUGGGGGUUGCCCGGUGAGGGAUGGGCACACUUGGAUUUGACUGAUACAUUAUGAGGGGAAAGUUAAUUGUACCCCUGGACCAUGCCUUGAAUAGGUGCAGGGCAGUGUAAAAUGUUGGCACAUUUGGAUUAAAAACAUCUAAAAUUUCCAAUAUUUUUAGUUUUUACCAUAGGAAUUAUGAAAUAAAAAUCUUUGUUUUUCUAUUUUUAUAGGGAGUGAUCAUUUUACUGUCAUGCUGUAUGUCUCCGUCUAUACAGACAAUGCAGUGUGAUCUUACAAAACAAUACCCUGUGAUAAAUAAGACAUCUAACAAAACGUUAGGUUGUAUGAAUUGUAAAGUUUGUAAACCAGGAAAGGAACCAAAGAUACCAUGUGGUACACCUGUUGGCAGGCAUGAGCAGGUCGGUGAUUGCAGAGAAUGCAAGAAUGGAACAUAUUCUGCAACAGAAGACUCAAGGGAGUGUCAGAUUUGUCGUAGCGAGAAAUGUUUUGAACAUCAAGUCAUUGAGGGAACAUGUCUUACGAAUCAGAGAGAUGAGUCGUAUUGCUUUGACAAAUGUGACGAUGGCUAUGUAAUGAAUACGAAGCGAACUGCUUGUGAAGUCUUGACACCACAGCAGAACACAACAAGUAACCCAGCUACAACAAGCAACCCUACAACAAGCAACCCUGCAAGAAGUAACCCUACAACAAGCAACCCUACAACAAGCAACCCAGCUACAACAAGCAACCCAGCUACAACAAGCAACCCAGCUACAACAAGCAACCCAGCUACAACAAGCAACCCAGCUACAACAAGCAACCCUACAACAAGCAACCCUGCAACAAGCAACCCAGCUACAACAAUGAAACCAACAAACCCUACAACAAGCAACGUGAAAGCAAAGACAUUGACAACAAGUAACCACACAACAAACAGUACUAUUACAACAAAAAAACUUGUGGUGUCAAAUAACCAAAAGGACACAAUGAAAGUGGCAUUCAUUGUUGUCAUAGUUAUUGUUGUCUUUGUCAUUAUACUUGCAAUUAUAUAUAAAUUUGUAUGGCCACACUUGAAAAUGUUGCAAACAACAGAACCACAAGGUAGGAUGGGUUUAUAUGAAUGUUUCAGUUAUAUAAUUAAUUAAUGAGUAAUUUAUUAAGCUAUAUUAUGUAUAUAUCAUGUCUGAGCUUUCUAGGAAAUAUUAUUAUAAAUAAUUUGAUGUUUUGACCAAUUGCCCUUUAGCCAGGAGUUAAAAAAUUAGCUAAUUAGCCUCCUGCAUCAUUUAAUACAGAAUUUAAUACAAAAUUUAAUAUAAUACUACAGAAUUACCCUACUUCAGAUUACCCUACUAAUAGUGUGAUGCCUUCACCUAAAACAAUGAUUUUUUCAAUUGUGGCUAGGGGUGCACCAGAUAGUGAUUUUUACUAUCCGGCCGGAUACUGAAUUUGCCGGAUAUCUGAACGCAGGCUUAUUUGCAGACAGCUCAAUUUUCUGUAGGUUGCGUGAUUGCAGAUUUAUAACUGUAUUUUCUGUAGGUUGCGUAAUUGUGUUAUUUAACUGUAAGCUUGUAGCUAAUCAAAUUGCUUUUACUAACUACAAUAUAUAAUAGUAAAUAUCCGACCGGAUAGUUCGAUUUUGUCACUAUGUGGCUGGAUACUAUAUCAGGUGCACCCCUACUUGUGGCUAUAAAUUUUUUCAACACAAACCAUGUGCACAGCAAGAUCAGCAGCUUAUUGUAGAAUAUUACCAACACUGGAUUCCAUGUUUGAGAUAAAAUAUUGCAGGUUAUAUUGUAGAAUACUACCUACUAAAUAGACCCUGUCCUUUGAGAUAACCUUUCAGGUAGUUUAGACUCCAGUAUUUUACUUUUUCUUGUGUUCUUUACACAUAAAGAUGAGAAAUCUGAAGAUGAAGAAUUGUUGGAUGUGACCGACAUGUCUCGUGUGGAAGGAUUACAGGAUGAACCUUCCGAAACCGAAGGUAAUGUGAUUUAUUUUACAAUUUGUCCUAUUUUUUAAAAUAUGUUAUUCAACAGAAUAAAACCAUGCAAAUUUUAUAGUUACGUGGAGUGAACUUUAAUAUUCAAUUAUUUUAGAGGAAUCAAUAGAAACCGGUUUCCCUGAAGCAAAUGGACCACCUCAUUGUCCUGGAAACAAUGAUGGAUUUGGUGAGUAAAAUUAUGUUUGUUCUAUAUAUAACAGAUAUAAGUAGA
Molecule: messenger RNA, 3401 nt
Organism: Paramuricea clavata
Lineage: Eukaryota; Metazoa; Cnidaria; Anthozoa; Malacalcyonacea; Plexauridae
Source: the annotation of a GenBank genome assembly